Zophobas morio is the source of this 669-nucleotide messenger RNA. RefSeq names its product lysozyme-like. Lineage: Eukaryota; Metazoa; Arthropoda; Insecta; Coleoptera; Tenebrionidae. Bases 16 to 513 code for a protein of 165 amino acids. Gene Ontology annotation, molecular function: lysozyme activity. The transcript is spliced from 3 exons. The record is from RefSeq and is a predicted model, not a curated record.
UAUAAAUAAUCGAGGAUGUCAAACUAUUUCAAUGUGUACGGUGAAGAAUUCAAGAUGCAGAGUUUGUUACAAAAGACUGUUGUAUUGACUUUUCUGUUUACAUCAGUUGUUGCAGACCCCCAAAAUGUUAUAUCUGACGCCUGCUUAACAUGUAUUUGUCAAGCAUCUCUUUCUUGCGACACUGAUAGUCCAUUUGUGAUUAGUCAUCCCUAUUGGUCGGAAGCUGGCAAACUUACUGUUGGUGAACACCCUCCUGACACACCCGAAGCUUUUAAUGCAUGUGCGUCUAAUCUUGAUUGCUCAGUUCGAACAGUACGAAAUUUUAUCAGUAAACACCAAAAGGACUGCAAUAACGACACUGUCAUCGACUGCGAUGAUUUUGCUGCAAUAUAUUAUCAGGGAGUUUCUGAUUGCCAGAAAGGUGUUCCUAGUUAUUUAAGGAGGAAUUACAGGGAAUGCAAGGAUAUAUUAAAAAAAUAUCAUCGAAUUGUGAACCUUGGCCAGAAACAUUAAAGAUUGUGCGGAUUGAAAUGCAUCUUUAGAUUUAGAAACUGUAGGAAGAGAUUAGUAUUAUAUCUUUCAACUGGUUUUUAAUUAGAAUAAUUUGCGCUUACAUUGUCCCACCAAGAGCUUCUUAUUCAUAAAACAACAAUAAAAAAGUAAAGAAAA